Amphibalanus amphitrite is the source of this 2907-nucleotide messenger RNA. RefSeq names its product lipoma-preferred partner homolog. Bases 987 to 2402 code for a protein of 471 amino acids. The transcript has 11 exons. Gene Ontology annotation, biological process: cell-cell adhesion. The record is from RefSeq and is a predicted model, not a curated record. Lineage: Eukaryota; Metazoa; Arthropoda; Thecostraca; Balanomorpha; Balanidae. Gene Ontology annotation, cellular component: focal adhesion; stress fiber.
CCCGAAAACCCGUAAAGUCAAGCGCGCGGGCUCGGUCGUUCCAGGCCAGGAUCGCAGGGACAGAUAUCCGUAUUCCAUUACAGAAGAUCGGCAACGGGGAUGCCUCAUAGGGUUGUGAUUUUUUCGCAGACUCCAACGAACGGUGCGUCGUUCAUUGUCGGCGACCAACCGUUCAAGGAUUUGAACUUCCACCCGCUGGACCGACCAGUGACGAGUGAUCGGAAUCAGACUCUGAGACAAAGCCAUCAGGAGCCCGGGCCCCGGAGCCGAAGUCAGAUUAGAAUCGGGAACAAUGCUACCACGUCCCUGAACCAAAACCCUGGAUAUUGGCUCAGCUGAGGCCUCGGAAGUCGGAGAUCAGACUCCCAGGACGGUUGUCAGGGCUUUCAGCCAUGGUGACUAAUGAAGAUCACGUAACUAUGAAAUGGACAAUGCAGCAGUUCUGUUGAUAUAGACGAGCUCAUAGGAGAGUUACGACGCAGUUGAGAUCGUUUGACCCGGGCUGCUUACAUCUAACAUAGCUCGGGAAAGCUGAAUCCUGCCUGCGGAUCAUACCAGGGCGGAUUCCUGAGGUGACCGCGGCGCGGUCACCUGAAACUGCUGGAACACCUGACUCCUGACGAUGCGAGACUCGGAUACCACACCUGACGAUGACGAUAUCUGCCCGGCUCGGCACUCGGCGGGAUGCCGCUGGUAUCGUGUUGGCUCAGACCUCAGCGCAUCUCAACAGCUGACUGAGCGUCGGCCGGCACCGGCGGACGGACAGGGGCGCAAAAACCGCACCUCUGCAAUGGCCACGCUCCGAACUCGAAGCCUCGGCGGCGCCCGUCAGGCUGUCCGGGGUGCCACUGUCAGAGACCGUACCUGCCACUCCCCGCGGCCCCAGCGGACGGCCGUGGUGAGCCGACAGUCGGCUGCGGCACGAGCGACGGUGGACGGCGUCCGACGCAGUGCUGGGGGCAAGGCCCUAUAUACCAGCUGCCACCAUGAGCGGCGACCUGUACCGCAAACUGGACGGCGCGCUCAGCCAGCUGCACAUCACAAACUCGACGCCGCAGGGCUACAGCAGCGCCGAGACCAAGCAGCGCAAGGUGGCGCCCGUUGUGCCGCCCAAACCGAAAAAGCCGUCUCAACAGCAGGUGGCCGGAGGGGACGCCGACCUGCCACCGGGCGCGGUCGGCGCGCCGCGGCUGCCCAGCCAGCCGCUGCCGCCGCCGCCCGAGUUUUCGGCGCAGCAGGCGGCAGCCGGCGGCCAGGAGCUGCCACCGCCGCCGCCUCCCUACGUGCCCUCUCAGUACGCGUACGGCCAGCACGGCACCAACGGCUCGGCCGGCUACCCGGCGCCGCCGCCAGAGGACGACCUGCCGCCGCCGCCGCCGCCCGAACUGUACGUGGACUCGUCCGAGUACAGCGGUGAGCUGCCGGCGCCGCCCUCCCCCGUCAGCUCGAGCUACUCGGAGCUGCGGCGCGCCAACCGGGGCGCGCCGCCGCCCACCGUGCCCAGCGCCGCCAACCAGUUCAACGCCUACGCGCCGCUCUCGCAGACGAGCUCCACGUACGAGUCCAUCUACGAGCCGAUGCGGCCGCGGCCGGGGGGCGGCGGCGGGGGCGGUCAGCGGCCGGCGCGCGGCCAGUACCCGCUGAACGGACCGUUCGUGGCGCCGGGCGCGCAGGGCCUGGCGCCGGCACCCAGCGCUCAGCCCAUCACCAACCCGGACCGCACCGGCCGGGAGGCCGAGGUGGACUCGCUGACCAGCCUGCUGGUGCACGGCCUCGACAACCCUCAGCCAGACUUCUUCGGUAUGUGCUCCAAGUGUGGAGACAAAGUGGUCGGCGAGGGCACGGGCUGUACGGCCAUGGAUAAGGUGUUCCACGUGGACUGCUUCACGUGCCACGGCUGCCACUCACUGCUGCAGGGACGGCCCUUCUUCGCCGUCGAGAACAAACCGCACUGCCAGGAGUGCUACAUGGACACCCUGGAGCGCUGCAGCGUGUGCACCAAGCCGAUUCUGGAGCGGAUCCUGCGCGCCACCGGAAAGCCCUAUCACCCAGAGUGUUUCACGUGCGUCGUGUGCGGGAAGUCGCUGGAUGGUGUGUGCUUCACCGUCGACGCCGCCAACCAAAUUCACUGCAUCGAGGAUUUCCACAGGAAAUUCGCGCCCAAAUGCAGCGUGUGCCACGAGCCCAUUAUGCCGGAGCCCGGUCAGGAGGAGGCCGUCAGAGUGGUCGCUCUCGAUCGCAGCUUCCACGUCUCCUGCUACAAGUGUGAGGACUGCGGACUCGUGCUGUCAUCCGAGGCUGAGGGCCGGGGCUGCUACCCGCUCGAUGGCCACGUCCUGUGCAAGAACUGCAACGCCAAGCGCGUGCGCGCCCUCACAUCGCGGAUGACGACCAAUUUGUAAGGAGCCGCGUGAAACCGAGAGGCGGCCGGCGGACGUUGACUGUCCCGUGCCAUAUUGUGCCGUUCGAAGUGCUGUGCUUACCGUGAAAGGGCUUAUUUGUAAUCUGACCACGUGACACCGGCUGCACGGUGAUGGCACCGAGGAACGGUGCCAGAAACCGAGCCGGACGGUGUCCUUCUGACCUUAGUUCGCGCCUUUUUGGUGACCAAUGGGUUGGAUAUAUCGUAAUGCUUUUUAUUUACGAUGUAAGUGUGUUAUGCUUGUGCUGUCAAAGCAUUAUUUUGAGAUUAUUUACAAUUUUCUAUUCCACUAGCAUUUCAUCGUCUUUUGAAUUAGUGGCGCUGUAGGUAUAGCUUUCACAUGUGAUUGGUGAAUGAUUAGAAAUUAGUCAUUAUCGCAUACAAUAAUGCGAAUGCAAGUAUCUUUACUUGACCAUUCCUGAAUGAUAUGAGGGUGUAUGUGAAAUCGUCGGAUCGCUAUUCAAUAAAUGAUUCUGUGCUUGAUA